This is a messenger RNA of Auxenochlorella protothecoides, 1050 nucleotides long. Its product is annotated as putative RNA-binding protein. Gene Ontology annotation, molecular function: mRNA binding. Gene Ontology annotation, cellular component: cytoplasm; nucleus. The coding region runs from base 1 to 1050 and encodes 349 amino acids. The transcript is spliced from 4 exons. The record is from RefSeq and is a predicted model, not a curated record. NCBI's taxonomy places the organism in Eukaryota, Viridiplantae, Chlorophyta, Trebouxiophyceae, Chlorellales, Chlorellaceae.
AUGUACCGGGCCGCCCUCACACAGCUGCGUCCGGUAAUGGCGAUCCGCCCGACCCUGGUGGCACCUAGCCGCUGGAGGAUGCAGACGGCUGCCUACUCCGCGGAGGCCACCCCCGAGCCUCGCGUGGAGAGCCAGGCCAGCUCAGCUGGGGAGCCAGGCCCCGCGCCCGGGGAUGAGGGAUUCGCCACCCGCAGGGUGUUUGUGCACAACCUCCCCUUCGAGACCAAGUGGUCGGACCUGAAGGACCACUUCAGCGCGGCGGGCCCCGUCGCCUUCGCCUCCGUGCGCCCCAACAAGGGCUGGGGCGUGGUGGAGUUUGAGACGCCCGACGAUGCCCGCGCCGCCAUCGACCAGUUCGCCAACUCCGACUUCCGCGGCCGCGCGCUCUUCGUUCGCGAGGAUCGCCCCGACGCGCGUGGUGACGACCGCCCGCCGCGCCCGCGCCUGACGCCCGAGGAGCUCGAGGCGCAGCGCGUGCGCACCGUCUUCGUCACCGGCCUGGCACCGGACGUGGCGUGGCAGGAUCUGAAGGACCACUUCAAGCCCGCGGGGCAGGUGGAGUUUGCGCGUGUUGUCAUGGGCCAGGACGGCCUCUCCCGCGGCUUUGGCCUCGUGCGCUUCGCCAGCGAGGACGACGUGCAGCAUGCCGUCGAUACGCUGAGCCAGACCGAGCUGCGCGGCCAGACCAUUUCGGUGCGCCCCGACGCCGGCUCCAACGCCCUGCGCGGCGGCCAGGCGCGGCAGGGCGGCUACGCCGCCGACCCCGACGUGGCGGUGGUCCUCCUGGGCCUGCCCCUGGCCUUCACCUGGCAGGACAUGAAGGCGCUGUGCGAGCCCUACGGCGAGCUGGGCCGCGUGGAGCUGCGCACCCACGCCGACGGCACCAGCCGCGGCUGGGGCAUGGUGCGCUUCAAGGACGCGGGCGAGGCCGAGGCCGCCAUCCGCGCGCUCAACGGCACCGAGCUGGAAGGCCAGACGCUGCGCGCCAAGUUCGACGAGAGGGUGCAGCGGAACCCAGACCAGGGCUGGCACGGCGCGGAGGACAACUGA